AUGUCCUUACGUCGCUCUCUACGGUCCCGCCCUGCGCGGGAUGACCAGCCGAGCAUGGAGGCUAACACGAGCACCAGGCCCACGAGAUUCACCCGAGCUGCGGCAUCGUCCCCGGCGGUGACGGUAUUUCGCGCUGCAUCUGAUUUGAGCGGGGAACCUAAGAAGUCGAUCCAUUUGACUGUGAAAAUGCCGUCGAGCAAGCUUCGUGAAGUUACGGGUGGUAGCACUCGGAGUGGUGCGUCAACCAGACGUUCGGUUAACGUCUUUACGGAGAACCCCAUUGUGACGGGGCCCCGCACUAGCAGGCCCAAAAAGAAGCUUGUAGAAGUCGACACAAGCGACGAAGAUGACCUGGAAGACCAGGAGGAAGAUGAGGUGGACGAUGAAGAUGCGCCAGGUGAAGACGAUGAUGACGUAGAUGCUGAUGGAGAUCUGGACAUGGAUGAUGCGCCCCCGCAGCCGCCAAUCUCCAAACGACAUGCGAAAUCGGCAGCAGCUGCAGCGCCGGCUGGAAGAGCAGUCAAAAGUGUAGAGGCGAAAGAGAUGGAGCUGGACAAUGACGACGAGGAUGACGACGACGAUGAGGAGCUCUCGGAGCUGGAUUCGGACGCGGAAGGUGAGCCAGAUGACCAGGAUGAAAGCAUACUGGCCAACGGUGGUGCAGAGGACCUUGAAGAAGAGGAAGAGGAAGAAGACGAUUUGGACAGCGACGACGAUACCCCGACCGCCGAUCUAAGCCGGAUGACCAAACGGCAAAGGGGAACUUUGGGUAACGACUUUUUGCAACUCCCCAUGGAACCCCAGGUGAAGAAGCACCUGACGGCAGAGGAGCGUGCCAUGCGUCGUGCCGAAAUGGCCCGUCGGAGAAAGAAUCUAAGUGAAAAGCGAAAUGAGGAGGAGAAGAUGGAUACUAUCAACAGACUUCUCCGGAAGCAGGCGCCGAAGCGACGAGGGCGCAUCCCCGCUGCUGAGGCCGCCGAAGCAGCUUCUGCAGAGCAGGAGGUCCAGGAGUAUGAGAAGCCAGACCCGACGAUGGUGAGAUGGGUAAGUGGACGCGAUGGUAGCAGGGUAGGCGUGCCAGAAGAGUGGCUCGGCAUACCUGCAGGCCGUGUCUUUGGUGGCAAUGGCUCCGGCAAGCUCGUGCAAGAGGUGUAG
Molecule: messenger RNA, 1155 nt
Organism: Aspergillus ibericus CBS 121593
Lineage: Eukaryota; Fungi; Ascomycota; Eurotiomycetes; Eurotiales; Aspergillaceae
Product: PAPA-1-like domain-containing protein
Exons: 3
Coding region: 1-1155 (384 amino acids)
Biological process (GO): chromatin remodeling
Cellular component (GO): Ino80 complex
Source: RefSeq, a predicted model, not a curated record